GGUUUCAUCAAUGCAAAUCAUCCGAAUCCAACCUGCCGUCUUCGGGAAUAGUCCAGUGAUGUAAAAUCCCGAUUGUCUGCAGUGAAAUCACGUUGACACUUUACAAAAACCCUUUAGUCCUCCCUAAAACCGUAGGAUGUUCUCCCGGAGGGUGCGAAUGCUCCUAAAAAUUCGUGAUCAAUCAUCUCUAUUAAGAUCAUCACGCGAUUAUGUAGAACCUAACCUGAAUUUCUCAAUAGUCACCCCCAGGAAGUCGAGUUCUCCCUCCCCGAAGAGCUCAUGCUUCUCCACUCAGAAAAUCAAGGGUUACUCUAAGCUCUCGCAGGUACCACAGGCAUCAGCAAUCCCCGAUGAUCCAUCGGAUGAGGAUUGCAGCCACGAUGGAAGCAAUAGACCAAUCAGGAUGACUGAAAAUCGUCGUGCAUACGAAGUUCUCCAGAGUGACAGAUACAAGAAGACAAUAAUCCGGAAAAUAAUUCCCGAUGAGGAGUUCUCUGAGGAGACCAUCGAGAAUAUCCUCCAGAGAGAGUGGACAGAGACUCCAGAGGUGUCGAAGCUCAUGGAGAACUUCAGGAUCCUCUCGUACGACGCACGAUCGAAGAAUAAAAAAUUCACAGACAGACAUAUAAAAAUACUGGAGAGGCUGCAACUGGUAUGUAAGGACCUCCUGACAGAUCAGAUCUGGCUCCUUCUUAGGUACCUGGAGAUGUGGUACCCCAUGGAAAUUAAAACGAGGCUCAGGGCACUGACUGCCCUGGAGGAUGCCCUCGAUGAUGAGUGUUACAGGAGAGGCAUCGACUGGGACGCCGAUGACCUCCUCAUGACCUGUGACCUCUUCUAUCAUCUGAGGAGAGCCAGGCAGUCUAAAUUCAUUGGUUUCGCUAUGAAGAAACUAGGGCUCAAGCCCACGAAGAUGUCCUCCGAUAAUUACCCACAUUACAUGUACCUCCUCAGUAUUGGGAGGAAACCCUACAUCAAUAUGUAUGAGCUCGAGUAUCGUUUGGAGGCCAUUGUCGAGGAAUUCAAUGCUGAGGAACUCGCUGUCAUUGCUAUGGGAUUCUUCAAGACCGAAACUUCCAUUAGAAAUCCAGCACUCUCUGGUCAUAUCGUCCAGAAAUGCGUGGAUAACAUGAAUAAUCUUGACGAGAUUUUUAUCUCUGCUGUUAUGAAAAUGGCUAGGCACAGCGUACACCUCAGGGACAGAGAAAUAUUGAGGACUCUUCUCCGUCGGUUUCGACUCAGGAUUGACGAUAUUUCGACAGCUAGUCUCGUUCAUGCUGCCCACACUGGUGCAACGAGUUUAGUCUUUGAAAAAGAGGCCAUGGAUGCCAUAAUGAAUAAAUUAGUAGAGAAGGGUCUGUCAGAUGCAAGACUGAAGGACAUCGAGAGGCUCCUGUUCUGUCUUAUGAUUUUUAACUAUCCCAAGGAAUUUCCUCUGUACGAAUUAGCCCUCAAGGAGUUGAGGAACCCUGUGCGCACCACGGAGCGCCAGAAAUUCGCGGUGACGUACGCCUGCUCGCUGAUGUACCUCUCCCACGUGAAUAUUUAUCCCCUAGACAUUAUAGGAAGGAUCAUGAACCAUGAAUAUAUCAAACAAAUAUACAAAAAUAAUGCAUUCAAAGUUGGAAGGGAGUACUUGACUCUGGAGUCCGGACUCAAGAUCGAAGUGCCUGAAUAUAAAGGACCAUUUCUACCUGAGAGAAUUUACAACUUCCUGGCUAGGAGAUAUGCGUCUGAUGUUGUAUGGAGAGAAGAUCCAUCCGACAGAGUUCAAACGUACCACAAAUUCCUCUUCGAAGUGGUGCAUUAUCUGAAGGAAAUGGUAGGAGAGAAGAACUUGUUCAUCGACCAAGUGCUCCCCCAAUUCCAGAGAGCAGAUUUGAUCUUCUGCGUGGACAAUGACAACAAUUUCAUUCCCUCGGAGCCAAUGCUAAAAAAGUGCCCCACGUUCCAAGUGAAAUUCGCACCAGAAACGGCGAGCCUUCGGUGGUUUGUUGUUGUCCUGGCAACUCACAAUCACCUCUUCAGGGGUACAGCAGAAUUGAGUGGCUCUGUCGAAACCAAAUUGAGGCAACUGACGAGGAUCGGAUACACUCCAAUAACGAUCGUGCUGCCAACGUGGACGAAAUUGAAGGAAGCAGAACGAUCGGAUUAUCUUCGAAAUGUAAUAACAAAAACUAUAAACAAUAAAAAGCCUGUCUCCCCUUAAACUGGAUCGGUACAAAUAUAAAAA
Messenger RNA from Fopius arisanus, 2233 nucleotides. RefSeq lists its product as uncharacterized. The record is from RefSeq and is a predicted model, not a curated record. The coding region runs from base 137 to 2209 and encodes 690 amino acids. The transcript has 5 exons. Lineage: Eukaryota; Metazoa; Arthropoda; Insecta; Hymenoptera; Braconidae.